AUGGCCGCCAACCCAGUGAACAACACGAUGGACUUUCCCUUCUCCGCGAGCGAAGACCAAUCCGCGUAUAUCACAGACUCGUCCGCGCCAUGGGUCGCAAUAGCAAAACGGAAGCGCAAAUCAAGAGACGACCUGAUCCCGUCAAAGUGGCGCCUGCCUGCCUCUGCCAUCCCAAAGGAUCCUCCCAGUCUAGCAAAGGGACCUCAAUCAGUUCACCAUAUUCCCCGCGAGCAUCUUUCCUCCGCCGAAGUAGAAAUCACAGAAGGCUACACAGCACAGUCGCUACUCGACGCCGUUCAGCGCAAGAAGUACACAGCGGUCCAAGUCGCCGAGGCAUUCUGUCAUCGUGCGGCUAUUGCUCAGCAACUCACAAACUGCUUGACUGAGCCACUGUUUUCUCAAGCCAUCGAGCGGGCGAAGUUCCUCGACAAAUACUUGACAGAGACAGGACAGACGCUAGGUCCCUUGCAUGGUCUGCCCAUGACCGUGAAAGACACAUUCGACUAUGCCGGCGUCGACACAUCCGUCGGCCUCGCUUCGUUAUGCUUCAAGCCUGCCCAGAAACACUCACCCAUGGUGGAGAUGCUGUUGAGCCUGGGUGCCAUUAUCGUCGCGAAGACAAACGUCCCACAGACAAUGCAGACUCUUGACAGCGUGAACAACGUCUUCGGCCGGACGAUGAACCCCUCGAACCGGCUCAUCACAGCCGGAGGCAGCAGCGGCGGCGAAGGCGUCAUGGUGGGAAUGAAAGGCUGCAUGAUCGGUAUCGGCACAGACAUCGGCGGCAGCAUCCGCGUGCCAGCCUACGUCAACGGCGUGGUUGGCUUCAAACCCAGCGAAGGCCGCAUGCCCUACGGCGGCCAAGUCAGUCUCGGCGUCGAGGGUAUGAGUCGGUGCGGUGUGCAAGCCGUUGCCGGUCCCAUCGCACGCAGCGUCGCAGACAUCGACUUCUUGAUGAGCGUACUUGUCCCGCAGACCCAUCUCUGGGGCGAGGACUGCGUCUUCGGCAGCUGGACACCCUCCUCCUCAACCACCGAAACACCACUCAGCGGCAGCGGCCCCAAAGGCGAGCUUGUGAUCGGCAUCCUCCGCAGCGACGGUAAUUGCACGCCCCUUCCACCAAUCGACAACAUUCUCACCGAAGUCUCCUCCACCAUCUCCUCGCACCCCAACAUCCUCACCGUCGAGCUCCCCACUCCGCCCGCCUGGACGAAAUCUCAAUCUGUCAUGUCCAAAAUCAUGUCGAUUGAAGGAGGCAAAAAGAUGUCGGAUGUGAUCACCGCCACAAAAGAGCCCAUGGUGCCCUGGAUGUCCACUCGCUUCAAGGUCGGAGGCGGCAAGCCGCGAGACCUACUAGAUGUUGCCGCCAUCCAAAAUCAACGCACAGAGCUAGAAAAGGAAAUGAGUAAGCUCUGGUAUACCACCGGCAAACACGGCCGGCGACGUCGUGCCAUCGAUGCCAUUAUCUGUCCGCUGGCGCCCCAUCCGCCGCCGCCUAUCGAGGGGUAUAACGCCGUAGGCUACACGAGCAGCUUCGUGCUGUUUGAUUACCCCGCUGGUGCCCUGCCGGUGAGGGAUAUCAGGGAAGGGGAUCUGCAGCUGGGAAAGGAAGUGCCGGGGAAGGCGGUGAGUAGUUGGGACGAGCGGAGUCGGGAGCUGUGGGACGAGGGAAAGCUGGAUCGGAGGGUCUAUCUAGGGACGAAGCUGAGCGUCCAGGUCGUAACACCGAGGCUGGAGGAUGAGAGGCUGUGUCGGGUGAUGGGGGUGUUGGAAGGCAUCCUACAGAGCACUCCGGAGGGGCAGGGAAGGGCGAGUAAGCUGUAG
Cyphellophora attinorum is the source of this 1824-nucleotide messenger RNA. RefSeq names its product putative amidase. Bases 1 to 1824 code for a protein of 607 amino acids. The transcript has a single exon. The record is from RefSeq and is a predicted model, not a curated record. Lineage: Eukaryota; Fungi; Ascomycota; Eurotiomycetes; Chaetothyriales; Cyphellophoraceae.